AAUCUAGCUUUCAUCCAUGGGUCGUGUCAUUCGCGGACAAAGAAAAGGAGCUAAAGGAGCUGUUUUCCAGGCUCACACUCACCUGCGUAAGGGAGUGCCUCAAUUCCGUGCGUUGGACUAUUCUGAGCGCAACGGAUUCCUGAAGGGAGUGGUGCGAGAGAUCGUUCACGAUUCCGGUCGUGGCGCUCCUCUUGCUCGCGUGACUUUCCGCAAUCCUUACCACUUCAAGGUGGACAAGGAGCUGUUCCUGGCUGCUGAGGGUAUGUUCACUGGCCAGAGCGUGUUCUGCGGUAAGAAGGCGGAUAUCAGCGUGGGUAACGUGCUUCCUCUGCGUGAGCUUCCUGAGGGAACUGUUGUGUGCAACGUGGAGCACAAGGUGGGGGAUCGCGGCAGUCUGGCUCGGUGCUCUGGCGACUACGUGACUGUGAUUGGCCACUCGGAUGACCGCAGCAUGACGUUCAUCCGUCUGCCCUCGGGCAUCAAGAAGACGGUUUCUUCGAGCUGCCGUGGCAUGGUGGGAAUCGUGGCUGGCGGAGGCCGCAUGGACAAGCCGAUGCUGAAGGCGGGUCGUGCGUACCACAAGUUCGCUGUGAAGCGCAAUGAGUGGCCGAAGGUGCGCGGUGUGUGCAUGAACCCUGUGGAUCACCCGCACGGAGGAGGUAACCACCAGCACAUUGGUAAGCCUUCGACUCGCAGCCGUGGCACUUGCCCCGGAAAGAAGGUGGGUCUGAUUGCUGCUCGUCGCACUGGACGUAUUCGUGGACGUGUGGAGCCUUAAGAAGGAGUCGUGUGGAUAGUAUGGAUGGAGUUUGUGGAGCGAAUGAUGAUAAAUUGGAUGAAAAUG
Blastocystis hominis is the source of this 844-nucleotide messenger RNA. Its product is annotated as Ribosomal protein L2. The coding region runs from base 17 to 778 and encodes 253 amino acids. NCBI's taxonomy places the organism in Eukaryota, Bigyra, Opalinata, Blastocystidae. Gene Ontology annotation, molecular function: RNA binding; structural constituent of ribosome. Gene Ontology annotation, cellular component: ribosome; cytosolic large ribosomal subunit. Gene Ontology annotation, biological process: cytoplasmic translation. The transcript is spliced from 4 exons. The record is from RefSeq and is a predicted model, not a curated record.